This is a messenger RNA of Pygoscelis adeliae (Adelie penguin), 2169 nucleotides long. RefSeq names its product Lix1 homolog (chicken) like (gene LIX1L). The annotation marks the transcript as partial. Gene Ontology annotation, biological process: autophagosome maturation. NCBI's taxonomy places the organism in Eukaryota, Metazoa, Chordata, Aves, Sphenisciformes, Spheniscidae. The record is from RefSeq and is a predicted model, not a curated record. Gene Ontology annotation, cellular component: cytoplasm. The transcript is spliced from 5 exons.
UGAACGUCGUGGAGGCCCUUCAGGAGUUCUGGCAGAUGAAGCAGUCGCGUGGCGCCGAUCUGAAAAACGGAGCUCUCGUGGUGUACGAGAUGGUCCCUUCCAACAGCCCCCCCUACGUCUGCUACGUCACCUUGCCGGGAGGGAGCUGCUUUGGCAGUUUCCAGUUCUGUCCGACCAAGGCUGAAGCCCGAAGGAGCGCGGCGAAGAUUGCGCUCAUGAACUCGGUCUUUAAUGAGCAUCCCUCCCGGAGGAUCACAGAUGAGUUCAUUGAGAAGAGUGUUUCGGAGGCCCUGGCAUCUUUCAACGGCAAUCGAGAGGAAGCCGAUAAUCCCAACACCGGGAUCGGUGCUUUCCGCUUCAUGCUGGAAUCCAACAAGGGAAAAUCAAUGCUGGAGUUCCAGGAGCUGAUGACCGUCUUCCAGCUGUUGCAUUGGAACGGCAGCCUCAAAGCCAUGCGAGAGAGGCAGUGCUCACGGCAGGAGGUCCUGGCUCACUACUCCCACCGCGCCCUGGAUGAUGACAUAAGGAACCAGAUGGCCAUGGACUGGGUGAACAGGGAGCAGAACAGCCCAGGGGCCCUUUCCAGAGAGCUGGCUUCGACGGAGAGAGAGCUGGACGAAGCCCGCCUGGCUGGGAAGGAGCUGCGCUUCCAUAAGGAGAAGAAAGACAUCCUCAUGCUGGCAGCGGGCCAGCUGGGGAGCGUGCACUCCUCCAACUGCUAGUCCCUGGCGUGCAAGCCGUUCCACUCCCCCAGGCCUACUAACACCUCCACGCUGACGGGAUCCGUCCCGCGUCACGUAAAGCAUGUAAUGCCUCUUCCAGAAUUGUGGCCCGUUUGCACAUUUUAAAGGAUUUUUUUUUUUUUUUAAAAAAAACAACAAAAAAAGCGCUCCUGUACAGAUUUUUAAACCUUUUAAUACUUGCUUCUAGACCUACUCCUCAGCCUCCUAUCCGCUAGAGAGUUCCUUCUGUCACCUUUUUUUUUUUUAAAGACGGCGUUAAAAAUGCAGCCUUUCAGUAUUAACACCGAAGACCUCCGCCGCACGUUGGUACUAUAUAGUCGGCAGUAUUCCACGAAAUGUAGCACUUCUGCCAGAAAGCUUCUGUUCUUCGGAGCUGAUGCAUGUCGUGCAGACCUCCUUUUUUUUUUUUCUUUUUUCCUUCUAUAGUAGAGGGGGGCGUCUAUCGAAACUCCUUCUUGAUAAGCUCAGUAAUAAAAAAAAGAACAACAAAACACAACCACCGACGCAUUCUCUUUAACCCUAGAAUGCAAGCUGCGUGGGGGAAUACUCCCAAGCAUGUAAAAGGGAUUUAAAAACCGGGAUUUUGUUUUGGCCAGACUUAAGCCUGGGGAUCGGUCUACGGAAUUCCAGUUCCAAGCUCAGGCGGGAUUCGCAGGUACCCCUGCAGCUGUCGGUGGCUGUGGCUGUUCCUGCUCUGGCCUUCCGCUCGUGGGGUGGGACGUAGUUCAUUCUCUAACGAAUGCACCUAACGACAAACUGACUGCAAGGCCCUGCGGUGCUUAAGGGAUUGGACUUGGCAGUUUAAUUAGUCGGCACCGGGCUAAUUAAUCCUGCUCCCCUCCUUUUCGAUCCGCUUUGGGUCCUCACCGCAUUUAGCCCAGUCUGGCGGUGCGGGAUUCCUGUCCCCAGCACCGGCAGUCGGGGGGGGUGUGAAGCGGCCGGAUUAUUUUGCUGGCAGUGGAGCGCCGGUGGUUUUUUGGCUUCCCCGGCCAAGCUGGGGAGACGCGGAUUUUUUUUUUUUUAAAUCUUGCAAGAAAGGAGAGAUGGACAUGCUGUUCUCUCCGGAGCGGCUUCCAAACCAAAUGUCAGACUUGGCCUUUUCAAGGAAGGUUUCAAAAGCCUUGCCAGAGUUUCAGAACUCGCUAGCAGUAAGAGGGGAAGCUGCUCAGCUCCUCUCCCCGAAGAGGCUUGCGAGUACCAGUUAACUAGGACUGUGCUUAAGUCUUCAUUCACUAGAACUGUGUUCGGGUCUUUGUUCACUAGAACCGCGUUUAAUCCUUCGAACCGGAGCACAGAUCCAGCCCCAAGCAGCGAAAGCUCCGGCUAGGCUUUGGCUUCGACUCUGCUUUGCUUCUGUCAGCCAGAUAAAGGGGUCCGACCCUUCGCCGUGCCUAAUUUACGCCGCCCAGCUCCCUCCGCAGGUCCC